Messenger RNA from Hydatigera taeniaeformis, 681 nucleotides. NCBI's taxonomy places the organism in Eukaryota, Metazoa, Platyhelminthes, Cestoda, Cyclophyllidea, Taeniidae. The record is from the annotation of a GenBank genome assembly.
AUGGAUCAGUAUCUUUUCUUCAUGCAGUCCCGUGGUAGGAGAGACUCCAUGUAUGCACUUGAUCUAAGCAUCAAUGGCGGCAACAGAGGUAAGGCGACAAUGAAGAAAACGGUUGAGCAGUCGCCACAAUUUAAGUCACCCGUCCAUCAGGUAGCAUCACUAGCCCCUCCUCUGCCAUCGUCACCAGCUCUGUCAAUGCUCAACUGCUACUACAGCUCUUGGUUACUCGGUAUGCUCUCAUUUGACAACGCCAUCCACAGAAAUGGUACCCGAGACAGCACCACUGCUGCCAUCGAUUUAGCCAUGGUGAAAGCUAAGACGAGUGAACCAGUUGCAUCAAUUAAAUCAACAUCAGCCUCUAGCAAAAAGCCGUCAACAGGAGAGGAGCUAGUGUCGCCGGCCACAAAGUCGCGUUACCAGUGUCCACACUGCCACAAAGUGUUUCCACGCUCCGCCAACCUCAACCGCCACUUGCGCACGCAUACGGGUGAGCAACCCUACUGCUGUAGCGAGUGCAACCGACGCUUCAGCAUCUCCUCCAAUAUGCAACGUCAUGUACGCAACAUUCACCAACUUGAACGCCCUUUUGUGUGUCCACACUGUUCUCGUGCCUUCGCUCAACGCACCAAUUUGGAGCGGCAUUUACGCCAUCAUGUCAACGAAAAGGUCAAGCGGCUGUGA